ACAGAGCUACCGCCUUUUGUCCGGGAGCCAUCUGGUCCUUUGAGGCAAGCAACGUCUUCCACCGAACUAGAGACACGACCAAAAAAAGGAAAAACAUCCAAGUGGUUUCGAGUUUCUGGGGCAGCCGGUGCACCUCCUAAAUACGCUUCGGGAGACUUGGCCGGCAAUAUCCUUCGAGGCUUGGUUCGUCCCGGACGCGCUUGGUAUACAACACGUAACCCAGCGCGGCAAGGACGCGGCAUCUUUACGGAUCACCUUGCAGAGAUCUCUGCGAACACCCCUCCAGUCACGCCCUGUUCCACUUCUCUUCGAGCAGCUGUUAUCUCUGGCACGACGGUUCAAAUCUCAAAAAAAUUUCAUGCUAGAAGCACCAAAAGCCCGCCCGGGCAACGUUUACGGAACGGGACAAGAUAGAAGCCCCGAGGCUUUCAUUGGCACGCCGAGUCCCAUGCGAGGGAACUUCAUAUCGGUUUCCAGUCCUGCGAGAUCUCGGUCCUCUUCACCAAAACGUUGCCAGCAAGAGGAAGACGGUGUUUACAUUCAUCUGAGUUUGACAGAUUCCCAAGUGGACACCCUCGCUACAGCGCUCUCUACACAGGUUACCCCUGAGCACAGACAACGAAACGUUCCAGAAGCGAUGGACGUCGCCGACUCUAUGCAGCGCCAUGUCAACGACACCAAGUUCGCUUCAACGUCGCGAUCGCGGUCGCGGUCGCCAGUGAAAUUCGAUGCCUCGUUCCAUUCAACCUCCCGGGGUAGAUCCAAGUCACGCGCCAAGUACAACGGCCGUGGCAGGGCUCGAAAGUUCGAAUUUGAGUCAAGUUUGGCCUCUACGGCCGAAUUCAGUUCAUUGUCUCCGACCAAGAAAACCGAUCGUCAAGCAUCGCCUUGCAAGCCCGUCCGGCAUAACAGCUCCCCAUCACUCGCCGAGCGCAGGAAUAGGUCUCGUCCCCCGCCGAUAGAUACGUGGCUGGCUCAGCGACACGCGAAUCCGAAGUCGCACACGAACGGGCAUCGCCCAAUUAUAGUCCAAGUGCCCCCUCGCCCCUCACAACCUGAGCAAGCCCAGCCCAGCACACCUCCAACACGGAGGAUUAUGGAGGAUGAUAGCGCUGAUUAUGAGUCGUCUUCGUUCUAUUCGUACGAGGGAGGAAAGGCCUCUUCCCUCCUCUACAUCAGCCCACUCCACGUGCGCAAGGCGUUGGAAUCGCCACAGCAUCCUCACGUCCUACGGGACUACAGCAACUGGAAGAACGCUGCAACCCCUAGAGUCUUGCCAGAUGCAUCUCCCAAUGGGCCCCUGAGUGCUCACCCACCAGAGCAGGCUGAUGCGUUGCCGCCACAGAUACAACGGGGCUUGAUGCACGCCCAACCCACCUACUCGCCCUUGACCCCUUUCUUCUCGACGAAAGACAUGCCUGCCUCCAAGACGGCCAAGAAGAUCAUGAUUGGGGAUAACGGUUGGCUUGAACGUACGACAACUUCGCCCGAGAAGAAACCUUCGCCAGCCAAGAAAGGUGGAUUCCUCGAUAAUCUGAAGAAGAAGGCCAAAGAAAUGGUCGACAUGGGCGAUCUGAAAGCUGCUCGCCGCACUCGAGAUUCCGAGAAAGAGCGAGAUACUUCGCGAAACCGCCUCGCAGUCUCGGUCGACCCCCGGGAGCAGAGCCUAUUGUAUUGCGAGCUGGAGUUUGCCUUGACCAACGCCCUCAACAACUACAUAACCUGCCAAUUCAACGCGGGGCUCCUCGAAGCCGACAAGCUGAAGAAGAUUGCAGACGGCUGGCAGCAAAAGGGCCGGCCCAAGGUCGUAGGCUUCCGCUACGACCUCGAGACGCAGCUCGAGCUGGUGCGCCUGCACGCGGCCCAGUUCCGGUUCUACAGCCGCUCCAUCACGAUCGCGGCGCUGAACGGGAACCUCGAGAUGAUGAAGGUGAACGCCAGGGCGAUCCGGAUCCGCACCUUCUGCCAGCCCGACACCGUCAUCGCCAAGCAACUCCUCGAUGCGCAGGGCCUCUUCAACAUCCUAGGGUGCUCGGAGCGGGAGCAGAUCCAGCUGGCCGAGAUCGUCCAGUUCUUCAAGACCGUGCUGGAGCGGGAGCGCUUCUUCCAGGCGAAGCGCGCGGAUCGCGAUUCCGCCGUCUCGGGACGCGGCCAGGGUCAGCGGCAGUCUGACCACGACGAACUUUACGGGCAGCAGCGCGAGUCGCAUCGUGGAGGCGGACAGCAGGCCUCGUUCGACGAUGACCUCGAGGACGAGUAGUUCAACUAACCACAGUCACACCAUGCUCACCCCGGUCAGGGUAUCAUCCCCUGCCGAGUAAUAGCAUCAGCACGUGUGCUUCUAGGUUGCUGGGCCUGAGGUGUUGGCGCCUUUGAACAUUAUUUCAUGGC
Molecule: messenger RNA, 2391 nt
Organism: Phialemonium atrogriseum
Lineage: Eukaryota; Fungi; Ascomycota; Sordariomycetes; Cephalothecales; Cephalothecaceae
Exons: 3
Coding region: 359-2260 (633 amino acids)
Source: RefSeq, a predicted model, not a curated record